Anastrepha ludens (Mexican fruit fly) is the source of this 1169-nucleotide messenger RNA. Its product is annotated as 227 kDa spindle- and centromere-associated protein. Bases 158 to 1084 code for a protein of 308 amino acids. Lineage: Eukaryota; Metazoa; Arthropoda; Insecta; Diptera; Tephritidae. The record is from RefSeq and is a predicted model, not a curated record. The transcript has 3 exons.
CUGAAAAUUUUUCGAAUCAGUUCCCAUUGAGCUGUUUGAGUCGGUAAUCGUGUGCGAAGUCUCUUCGAUUUUUUGACGUUUUUGAAUUAGCGAUACAGUUUGACAUUGGUUGGACAUUCUCUAAUAUAGAAGCGAUAAUUUCUUUGUAAACAUUAAAAUGGUAAACGAACUCAAUAAGCCGCCUUCUCAGGAGAAUUUAGUGCUUGGUGAGCGUCUGCUCGCCUCUCAACGUCAGUUGCAAGAGAUGCAAGAAGAACAUCGACAAUUGCUACAAGAAAUGGAAAUACUGCGACAACGGGCAGCCGCAUUGAGUCAUUUGAAUGAACAGCAAUACGGGCAUGUGGCUGAUCAUCGCAGCGGUGGAUCAGUUAUAAACACCGCAGACGAAAAUACUACGAGUAUAAGCAAUCAAACGGUUGCCUCAGAGCAUGUCGAUUUGAACGAGGUGGAGCAAGAAAACACUAACCCAGCAACAUCAAUUGAAGCUGUAGAACAAACAACAACCGAUUUAAAUACGAGCGCAAACAAUAUAGAAACUACGAAUCCCGCUGCCACCGAUAACGAUGAAGACGGUGAAGAUCCCGAAACUGCUGAGUAUUUGCAGAAAAAGUUAGCUGAGAUUGCGCAAUUGAAAGCACGUUUUAAGCGAGUCCAGAACAUAAUGAGCACCACUGAUAUGAUAGAGGAUCAUAUCACCUCAAAGGCUAUACCAAAUAAAUCUGUUACAAGUGCGUUGGAAAAUUCAUUGCAUAAAUUACUCAUUGCGGAUAGUUUGUCAGACGUGCAGUCUCCGCAAGUCACUAGCACCACAAAUACUGAUCCAAAUAUUAAGCCAAGCGAAGUGGGUGUCAAUAAACAAGUUGACGAAACGAAGAACGAAAAUACGAUCAAUGACGACGAACAAACGCUUAACGCCUAUGCACCAUCAUCAGAAGCAGCCAACGAGGAGCUCCUCUCGGCCAUGAUGAAUAUGUUUAGUGAUUUUACAGCAGAUCUACGUAGUCAGGCGGACGAUUUGCGAGCCGAACGUGAUCGUUUGCGUGCGCUCAAGGAAGAUCUUUUGCGCAGAAAACGUCAGUCAUAAAAUGUUGUUAGUCAAAGUAAACUUUUUGAAAAUGUGUUUUUUGUUUUAAUUACAUGAUCCCAAUUUAAGAUCUCAAAGAUCCAGA